Molecule: messenger RNA, 729 nt
Organism: Caenorhabditis elegans
Lineage: Eukaryota; Metazoa; Nematoda; Chromadorea; Rhabditida; Rhabditidae
Gene: K02H11.9
Product: FRIGIDA-like protein
Exons: 7
Coding region: 22-729 (235 amino acids)
Source: RefSeq, marked reviewed
AGAAAAAAAAAUUCCGCAAGAAUGGAUGCUAUUCUGAUGUUGGCCUCGACUCCUUUCGAUCAUCAAAAACAAUAUCCGAAUGUCUAUUUGAGCGGCAUCAUGUAUUUCAUGCAAAAAUUUGUGCCAAAUUACACCCAAGAGCAGACAGAAUCUCUGGAACUGAUUGUGAAAAAUUUGAAGGAAGCUUAUAAAGUUGACCUUGAGAAGAAAGAUGAAGAAAUUGUCCAAUUGAAAGCUCAGCUCCAAGCUGUUCACUGUCAGAAUGAAAAUGUGGCCUAUUCUAGCCCCACAAUCAGCGAUGAUCAGUCGAUUGGUUCUGACGAAGGUAGUAGUAUGACAGAUGAAAAUGUCCGUCUUCUUCAGGAAAAGGACCAAACAAUCGAAAUUCUUAAAAAGCAAUUGGAGAAGCUCAAGUUGGACAAUGAGUCGUAUGAAAAGUCAUUCUUUAUUGUGAACGACAUGUAUGCAACUGCAGAGAUUGAACAGAUGAAAAAGAAGCUCAACAAAAUGAACGUCAAACAUAGAGCCCUGUGUGAUUAUUAUCGAUGCAGGCUCGACUGCAAAACCAUCUAUUCGAAUGAAGAGAAGGAGUGUCUGGAAAGAGAGAUGGAAGAGCAGAAGAGAAUCAGUAAUGAGCUCAAAAAGAAGCUGGAUGCAGCGUUGGAGCAUAUCGAUGUAUUAAAUGCUGAAAUUGAGGAUCUCAAACAACGGCCAAAAGUGGACUUCUGA